This is a messenger RNA of Plasmodium vivax (malaria parasite P. vivax), 1160 nucleotides long. RefSeq names its product thioredoxin-like redox-active protein, putative. The record is from RefSeq and is a predicted model, not a curated record. NCBI's taxonomy places the organism in Eukaryota, Apicomplexa, Aconoidasida, Haemosporida, Plasmodiidae. The transcript has a single exon. Bases 346 to 885 code for a protein of 179 amino acids.
GUGGAAGAAUGCCCCUUCGUUCACCCCCACGGCCGCCUCAGCAAACGCGUGGAAAACACUUCGCAACAAUUUGCCAACUUUCAUCUCAAGAGGGAACACCAAAGCAGAAGAAGCGAAAAAACUGCCCCUAGUGUACCGCUUAACAGAGUAAAUUACGUGAAAGCCCCUUCCUGACCGAGCAGCUCACAACGGGAGAAGCGUGACCUUUGUUUUGCUCCUCCUCGCAGUGUAACCCAAGCGAAGUGGAAGCUGCUCCCCCGCCUUUUCCCGAGGAGUCCAAACUUGAGUAUAGCACCAGUGAGGGUGACGCACACACCACACCCCUACCAAUACCUCCCCAACAAAAUGAAAUGCCAAGUGGAUCGCCCCGUUACACCAAACGAAGAGCUAAAUGGGGGCCAACAAAAUGUAGCCAAAAAUUACAUCCCCCAUUUGUAUCAAUUCCAAAAUAAUGAAAUGAAAAAAAUCGAUGCGUCUUACUUUGAUAAUAAAUAUCUGGGGCUAUUUUUUGGAGCAUCCUGGUGCAGGUAUUGCGUAACUUUCAUCCAAAAAAUAAAUUUUUUUAAAAAGAAUUUCCCCUUUAUAGAAAUUAUAUACAUCCCUUUUGACAAGACAUAUAAUGAUUAUAUAGCUUUCCUAAAAGGGACCGACUUUUACAGCCUUCCUUUUGAUAACUAUCUCUACGUUUGCAAAAAAUUUAAUGUUCAAAAUUUGCCAUCCUUUAUGAUCAUAGCCCCCAACAACAAUGUGCUCGUCAAGGAUGCCGUGCAGCUCAUCAAGACGGAUGCCUACGUGGCGAACUUCAAGUCGUUGGUGAAAAAUUACACAAUUCACCCGAACCAGUUUAAGUUUGGCAACCGAUUUUUCGACUUAUUUUGCGCAUAGUUGGGUGGAAGCUGCUGGAACGAGGUGGGGGAGGAGAUGACGGGAGGGCAUAUCCCCCACCAGGGCACAACUUGUGCGCGACUGUAAAGUUGGCCUAUUUUUUGCCCCAUUUUCUGCCCCAUCUUUUGCCAUUUUUUUUGCCUUUUUUUUUGAAAAAUUUGUGUUUAAAAUUUUGGACGCCGGCCCUCACACAUAGUUGUGGAAAACGCGGCUGCGCAUGGAGCGCCCCAUAGUGGGGGAAACGAAUGCAAGGGAGGUUGUCCCCCCUGGGGUGA